Messenger RNA from Hypanus sabinus (Atlantic stingray), 5402 nucleotides. Its product is annotated as zinc finger protein 239-like. Lineage: Eukaryota; Metazoa; Chordata; Chondrichthyes; Myliobatiformes; Dasyatidae. The record is from RefSeq and is a predicted model, not a curated record. Gene Ontology annotation, molecular function: DNA-binding transcription factor activity, RNA polymerase II-specific; RNA polymerase II cis-regulatory region sequence-specific DNA binding. The coding region runs from base 3166 to 3867 and encodes 233 amino acids. Gene Ontology annotation, biological process: regulation of transcription by RNA polymerase II. Gene Ontology annotation, cellular component: nucleus. The transcript is spliced from 2 exons.
ACGGGUCGAGCGAGAAGGAAUUUCACAAAUACCUAAAUAAAAAACAGUCACAGCUCCAGGAUUUCACCAAAAACGAUCAAAUAUCCUAAUGUUAUUAGUGGUAUUUUUCCCCACCAGCCAACACCCCUACUUCCCAACCCCCGCUUCCGUAAAAUUCCCUCUAUUUAAUAUCCGGGGUUGUUAAAUUCCCCGCUUGUUUAUUUUGACUGUUUUACAGAGGUGUCGGAGCGGCUCUCCGGUGAGCUCUGGUAGCACUGCACCCCUGAAUGUAUGAGACAGUACAGUGUUAAAUAUAAAACCCUGAACAGUGUCGAUGAUCAGAGGGAUCUUAGACUCCAAGUUCAUCGCUCCCUGAAAGAGACAGCACAGAUUGAUCGGGUGGUUAAGAAGCAAAUGGCAUGGUUGUCUUUAUUAGUUGAAGCACUGAGUUCAAAAGUCGGGAAGUUGUGUUGCAGCUUUGUUAAACUAUUUGGACCACAUCUGGAGUGUUUCAUACAGUUCUGGUCGCCCCCAUUCUCGGAAGGAUGUCGGGGCUUUGGAGAGGGUGCAGAACAGUUUUACCAGGAUACUGACUGGAUUAGAGGGCAUGAGCUAUAACGAGAGGCUGGACAAACUUGUGUUGUUUUCUCCAGAGCGGCGCAGGCUGGGGUGAGACUGGAUGGACUUUUAUCAGAUUACGAGAGGAAUAGAUAGAGUGGACAGAGGGUAUGUUUUUUCCUGGGGGUUUGAAAUCUCUGACACAGUUAAGGUGAGAGGAGAUGUGAGGGGCGUCUGUUUAUUUCCACUGAGUGCUGGGAAGCUGGAGUCUACGUCUGGGGUGUUAGACCCAACCGGUCACGUGAUCCCAUUUGCCCCUCCCAUUUAACCAUAGAUGUAACGAUCUCUUUGUGCAUGUUCACAAUCUCCAGGUGGGUGGUCAUGCAUCCUCCAUGUUGUGUUGGGGAAAUCUGAUGUUGGCCACUGAGUCCCGUUAACUUCCCCCGAACUCGCCUCGUUUCCUGAAGCUCCUCACAUUUGUCCUGGAGCUUUAUGGCUGUUGUGUCUUCUGCCGGACUGGGGUGGGUCCCAGAUUGUGGGGAUCUUUGAUUUUACUGCCUGCUUUACCGAGGGACUGGGAAGUCUAGGGGGGAGAAUGGUUUCUGAGAUGUGCUGAUCUGAAUCCAAAGGUCUCUGCUGUUCCUCACAGUCACGGGCGGAGCAGUUACCAUGCAAAGCGUGAAGUGUCUGGAUGGGAAACUCUCUAUGGUGUGUAGAUAAAAAUUUGGUGAGGGCCACAGUAUAUCUGGUAAAGUUCUUGUUAUUUUUGCUAAUUCUGUCAUUUUAUAAUCUUUUGGACAGUAGUAUGUACUAUUCAUUCAGUACCUAUGUGUUGCUGGAGGACCAUCAGUGAUCGUCCUUGAUCCCUUCUCCCACCUGGUUCCAUCUGCUCAUCUUGUUCAACCUCUGUCCAGUCUCCUCACAACCCCCAACUCCGCUUCAGUGAUGUACACCAACCAUCUGGGUCAUCCUCAGUCCGCCUUGUAUCCCACCUCCUCAAUGUUAUAUAUCAGCAAACUUUCUUCCAACCCUUGUCUUCAUCGUGAAAUGUUCUUUUGUACCUUUGGCCUCGCUGAGUCAUUUCCAGAAUCGGUUAUUGUUAGCUGGAAUGCCGGAGGGUCAUCAGGUCCCAGUUCUGUUGUGCAUUGGUGUGGAGGUGCUCGUUUAUGAACAGUGACGGGCUGACACACUGCAGCAUUUUACUGGCAGCAAAGAGUACUGGGAGAGUUGGUGCUUGGGCUCUAAUCCUGUGAUCGGCUUUCCAGGCAAAUGGAACUGUUGGUGUUUUGGCUUUGACUUUGGUUUGAGCUUCUGCAGAUGGGGCCGGAUGUUCGUCCUGCAAUGAAGCAGAAAUUUUGAGCAGCUGGACAUUGGUUGUGGGGAAAUCCCGGAUUGCACUACCCAGUGUGAGAUGUGGGGACAAUGUGUGAGACUCUCAGGGUCGGUGAGUGGCAGAUUCAGCUGUGUGAUUGUGAGGUUUGGUCCUGGGAUGUAACAGUUUUUGAUCCAGGUAAAAUCGACCCAGCAAUCGAGCUGUUUGGGCUUGUGAGGUGUUGAGUGAGUAUUGCUAACAAGGUUUACAUAAGUAAUCCCAGGAAUGAUCGGUGGAGCAUUUGAGGGUUUUGGACCUGUGCUCAAUGGAGUUCAGAGGGAUGGAGAGUCUGCGAUCUGAUAGCACUGUCUCAGAAUAAAGAUGCUUCUCCUUAAAACUGAGAUGAGAAAAUUUUUUUGGCCAAAAGGUGUCUGAUCUGUGGAAUUUGUUGCCACAGAGGUUGAUUGAGGCUGCCGUUUGAGUAUAUUUAUGACAGAGAUUAAUAUACUCAUGAUUGCUAAGUAGCUUCACCUAAUUCUGUUCCUGUGUCUUAUGUCUUACCAUGAUUGAAUGAUGGCUCCUUCUUAUCCCAUAUCAUUCUUUGAUAUGUGAGGGGCAAUAAAAUAUUGUUCUCUGAGAUCGUUAAAUCUGCCUUCAGUGUUUAAAUCUCAGUGAGUUUUGUUCUUAGUAACAUUACGCAGAAAUGUUUAGUUCUCCUUUUCAUUAUUAACGUGCUCCAUUGUCUCUCUGGUUAAAGUUAGACCUGUGGUGAGAGAUUUACUUGAAGAAAAACCCCAACUGGAGGCAAACCACGACUGUAAGACGAGGGAACAACAACAAGUGAACCAGCCCGAGGAUUGAGAGCAUCAACUGGAGAGAAACCAAUCUGACUCGGAGAUUCCGGUGAUUCAGUCAGGAGAAAGUCUGGUUAAAAUCGACCAGGAAUUUGUCUAUGGGAAUUCAAACACAACACACCAGUUGUGCUGUCUCUGUCUAGAUAUUUAAGGAGCAAGAGAUUCAAUCAGCCAUCCUUCCUGCUCAGACUUUGCGGAGUGUUUCACUCGGUCAUCUGAUCAAUUGACACGUCCAUCAUUUUACACAGGGGAGAGACCAUUCACCUGCUCAGACUGUGGGAAUGGAUUCACUUGGUAAUCUCAACUGAAGCUACACACUGGGGAAGUCCAUUCAUCUAUUCUGUGAGUGGGAAGGGGUUCAGUCGGUCUUCCCACCUGUGGACACACCAGUCAGUUCACACGGGGCAGAGGCUGGUCAUCUGCUGAAUUUGUGGGGAAGGAUUCACUCGGUCAUCUGAUCUAAUGGCUCACCAGCGAGUUCACACCGGGCAGCGGCUGUUCGCCUGCUCAGACUGUGGGAAGGGAUUCACUUGCUCAUCUAAACUGAAGGUACAUCAGCGAGUUCACACUGGGGAGAGGCCAUUCACCUGCUCAGACUGUGGGAAGGGAUUCACUUGCUCAUCCACACUGAAGGCACAUCAGCGAGUACACACAGGGGUGUGGCCGUUCACCUGCUCAGAAUGUGGGAAGGGAUUCAGUCAGUCAUCUGAUCUACAAAAACACCAGCGAGUUCACACUGGGGAGAGGCCGUUCAUCUGCUCAGACUGUGGGAAGGGAUUCAGUCAUUCAUCCACCCUACACAGUCACCAACGAGUUCACACUGGGGAGAGGCCAUUCACCUGCUCAGAUUGUGGGAAAGGAUUCAGUCAUUCAUCCACCUUACAGAGACACCAGCGAGUUCACACUGGGGAGAAGCCAUUCACCUGCUCAGAAUGUGGGAGGGGAUUCACUCAGUCAUCUGAUCUACAAAACCACCAGCGAGUUCACACUGGGGAGCGGCCAUUCACCUGCUCAUGCUGUGGGAAGGGAUUCACACAGUCGUCCAAAUUAUUGGCACACCAGUCAGUUCACACUGGGGAGCGUCCGUUCACCUGCUCAGACUGUGGGAAGGGAUUCACGCUGUCAUCUAAUCUACUGAGACACCAGCGAGUUCACACUGGGUAGAGGCCUGCUCAGUCUUUGGGAAGAGAUUCUCUCGGCCAUCUCCACCAAAUGUGUAUGAUUGUCAAGUCAAAUUUGAGUUUCAGGAAGGUAUCAAGGAAGAGCAAGAAUUCACUGGCAGAGAGGACGGAACCUACUGUCUGAGGGCGGUUUCUGCCCAGAACAUUUGGGCGGACCCCGCAGCGUCACAGUGGCAGUCCGAGAGCAGCGUCACAACCCGCGGUAAGAUGCCGAACUUUAAAUAAUUGUUGAGACUGUUUCAGGGAAAGGAACACUGCUGUCACUGCGUUUGGUUUAACUCCGCCAAUGGGAUCAUCGCAUGCAGGCACUUCUUGAAAAUGGCGCAAGGCUUAAGAAGAGCUUGUGAACCUUUGAGAGAGUUCACCCAGUUUGGAACCAUAACGGUCCAGUAGAGAAACGGAGGUGCAGGUCCAAAAUUGUCUCCGAAGUCCGAGAGGCAGCCAGUUUUUCACCUAAUCCUAAUGCUAAUGCUAAUGCUACUGCCUUAUGACUAACCUUGACUAGACUAAUGACUGACAUGACUGAUUAUUUAUGACUACUGACUAAUAACUAAGAACUAUGAAAUGCCACACUUGUGAAAAUAAAAAUAAAAAGUGGAAAAGAAGGAAAGUUGUUUGGUCAUUGAAUGGAAUCCGGUUAAAACCUUCGGGUAUUCAGUCCCGUUCGAGUGUGGAAGCUGCACAUGUGCAAAGGGAGCAGUGAAAAUACUGCUUGACAAAACUGUUUGACUCGGAAACUGGAGGACCAGGAAACAGAAAUCUGUGAGCUUUGAGCUGGGACAGCAAGAGCAAUAAACUGUAGUCCUGAAAAAGGAAGGAAGGAGAAAGGAGGAUGCUGAAAUACUAACACCAACGGCGUUGGGCUUUUCCUCCAAUUUUCCCACGCCAGCCAUCAGACUGAAACCGACGGCCCUUCCCAAGUUUCCUGGCAGCAGACGUGAUUUUUACAGGUGGAGAAAGGACUGGGAAGCACUCCAGAGGCAGGGAGAGCCGACCGGUGCAAGAGAGGUGAAAAAGGUUCAACUGCUGGACAGUCUUGACGACAAAGUCAGAAGAGACCUUCGCCUCAAAACUUAUAAAACUGCAGAUGUCAUCUUUCGUGUUCUAGAAAACCGCUAUGGAAAUCGAGCGUGGAAAUCGGAAAUGGAUAGUAUUGGUGCAGCAUGCGAGCCAAAAUGCGGGGGUUGUGGCUGCGGAAACUGCCAGCCGGGCGGCAAAGGAAUGACUCUUGCUGAAGAGAGGAAACUUGUAUACAAAUUCAUAUACAAAAAAAAAAUCAAAGCAAUAGUGAUAAGGGAGAAAGAAAGGCAUGAAUAUUGACUUCUCUAACUUCCGUUAAUGCCCCUCCUCCCCUUCUUACCCCAUCCCUGACAUACUGAGUUGCCCAUCACGCCACCUGUUCUCUAUCUCCCUCUGGUGCUACCCUCCACCUUUCUUCCUCCCUAGGCCUCCUGUCCCAUGAUCCUUUCCCUUCUCCAGCGCUGUAUCACUUUUGCCAAUCACCUGUCCAGCUUUCAG